This is a messenger RNA of Nerophis ophidion (straightnose pipefish), 20379 nucleotides long. RefSeq names its product nebulin (gene neb). Gene Ontology annotation, cellular component: Z disc. Gene Ontology annotation, biological process: cardiac muscle thin filament assembly. Bases 230 to 20068 code for a protein of 6612 amino acids. Gene Ontology annotation, molecular function: actin filament binding. Lineage: Eukaryota; Metazoa; Chordata; Actinopteri; Syngnathiformes; Syngnathidae. The transcript is spliced from 144 exons. The record is from RefSeq and is a predicted model, not a curated record.
CCUGUGAUUGGCUCCCUGGACCACAUGAUAACCUGGGUACAACCCUGGGCUGCGAGCUGUCGCCCAGCGUUUCUCCGGAGGGAAGCUGGGGAGGCUUUGGCGGCGUGGGAGACCAUCAGCUCGGAAACUACCGGGACUACAAGUGCGACCAGAGACCCUAGUGGACCACGCGGAGGUGCGCUGACCGCCGACUGGACUCUUUCUACGGACCUUCACAGGUGGAGCCGAGAUGGCGACCAUCGUGACCAAGUACGAGGAGUACGAGGAGUACGAGGAGGAGGAGGAGGGCGUGGAGUACGAGGAGGAGGAGUUUGAAGAGGAGGAAGUGGAGGAGGCGUACGAAGAGGAGGAGGAGGAGGAGGAAGUGGAGUACGAAGAGGAGUUCGAGGAGGAGGAGGAGGAGACCGUGGACGAGCAGAUGCCGACCAGCGGCGCUCAUCUUCAGCACCAUCACACGCACAGCCACCAGUCUGGCCUGCCCACCAGGAGAGUGAGCAAGAAGGUGAAGGUGGACACCUCCACCUUCAUGACUCCAUACCUGGCUCACAGCCACAAGAUGGUGGAGCAGUUCAGCAACAACAAGUACCGCCAGGCGUACGACCAGUCCAGGGGGCAACCACCCGCCAUCUCCAUGGAGACGCCCGAGAUGAUCCGCAUCCACAAGGCCCAGGAGCAACUCAGCGAGAUCAAGUACCGCAUGGAGGGCAACAAGUCCAAGACGGGCAGUUUGUACGACGGCAAGGCGCGGGAGAUCGCUCACGUCAAGCAGGUGUCAGACCUCAUCAGCAAGGUCCUCUACAGGCAGAAGUGGGACGAGACCAAGGACAAGUACCUGCUGCCCCCGGACGCUCCUGAGCUGGUCCUGGCGGUGAAGAACGCCGCAAACUGCAGCAAAAAACGUUACACGGAGGACUGGGAUGAGGAGAAGACUAUGUUCUGUCCCUACGUCGACAGCCCCGAGCUACGUCGCGUGGCCCAGGCACAGGAGGUGCUCAGCGACGUCCAGUACAAGAAAGGUCACGACCAGCGACUGGCCAAGUACACGUCCCUGCCGGACCCCCCUGAGGUGGAGCUGGCCAAGAGAGCCAACGAUCAGCGCAGUGAUCUCAAGUACAGAGAGGAGUACAAUAAGACGGUGAAGGGUCAAUGGUGUGAGACGCCCUACUUCGACGUGGCCACGGCCAGGGUGGCCAUGGAGAACCUGAGCCACAGAAAAUACACGCAAGACUACGAGGACAAAAAAGACCAAAUCUAUUUCAUGGAAACAGACACGCCGGUGUACGACACCCACAAGAAGGCUCAGUCCUCUGCGAGUGGGGUGACGUACAAGAAGGAGUACGAGAAGACAAAAGCCGAGUCGGACUACAACACGCUCCCCGCCACAGAGAAUCCUCGGCUCAGGCAGCUCAGAUACGCCGGCAACAUUCUCAGUGAUAAAGUUUACAAGGAGAACUAUGAGAAGUCCCGAGGCUCCAGCAUCAACUACUGCGAAACGCCCAAGUUCCAGAUGGACUCUGUGCUCAAACAAUUCACGGACAAGCGCUACAAAGAGAAGUACGACAACGAGGUGAAGGGUCACUACGUCGGCAGCUACGAAGACGUCUACAUGCUUCACUGCCAACAGGCGGAGGAACUGAAGAAAGAGCACCUGUACAAGGCCGACUACGAAGAGAUGAAAACCCAGUGCUUCUUCCCUCAAACCGCCACGGCCGAGUACGAAGCCACCAAGAAGCUGCAGCAGUGCAACGACAACGUUUACCGGCAACACCCGGACACGGUCAAGUUUACUCAAGUGGUGGACUCGCCGGUGAUGCUUCAAGCGGCCAUCAACGCCAAACAGCUGAGUGACCUCAACUACAAGGCAAAAUACGAGGAAACAAAGGGAAACAACAGUCUGCCUCCAGACUAUCCUUUCUUCGUGCAGUCCAGAGUGAACGCCUUCAAUAUUAGCGACAACUGCUACAGGUAUGACUGGGAGAGAGAAAAAGCCAAGAAGUUUGAGGUCAAAGGCGACGCCAUCUCGAUCCUGGCUGCCCGUGCUCACACCAACAUUGCAAGCGACGUGAAAUACAAGAAGGAAUAUGAGAAGAACAAGGGUCAGAUGGUUGGAGCGCUCAGUAUCCACGAUGAUCCCAAGAUCCUGCACUCCGUUCACGUGGCCAAGAUCCAGAGUGAUCGUGAAUACAAAAAGGACUACGAGAAGAUCAAGACCAAGUACCACACGCCGCUGGACAUGAUGUCAGUCACUCAAGCCAAGAAGUCGCAGGGCAUCGCCAGCAUGGCCGGCUACAGGAGCAUCCACACCAACUUCUUCCUUCCUCACGACACGGUGCAGCUGGACACGGCCAAGAAAGCCAACAUCAUCCAGAGCGACAAUGAGUACAAGUCCGAGUACAACCUCUACAUGAAGGGAAGCCCGUGGGUUCCUUUCGGCUCCCUAGAUGUGGAAAAAGCCAAGAACGCCGGACAAAUCCUGGAUGAGAAAAAAUACAGAACGCAUCCCGAUACCAUCCCCUUCACUUCGAUCGAUGACCACCCCGUCAUGAUGCAAGCCAAAGUCAACCAGCUCCUGAGGAGUGACCGCUUCUACAAGAAAGGUCUGGAGGAGAUCCAUCAGAAGUACUCACUGCCCGUUGACAUGCCAGAGUUCCUGCAGGCCAAGUGCAACGCCUACAACUUCAGCAAUAACUACUACAAGUACGCGUGGCAGGACACACUCGCUGAAGGUUACGACCUGAGACCUGACGCUAUUCCCAUUGUCGCCGCCAAAGCUGCCAGACACGCUGCCAGUGAUGUCCAGUACAAGAAGGCGUACCAGAAGGCCAAGGGUCAACACGUGGGCUUCCGCAGCCUGCAGGACGACCCUCUGCUGGUUCACUACAUGGAGGUGGCCAAGCUGCAGAGUGACAAGAACUACAAGAAGGACUACCACAAGCUCAAGCUGAAGUACCACACCCCGGUGGACAUGCUGAGUGUGGCCCACGCCAAACAUGCAUCCAAUGUGCAGACCUCAACCGGCUACAGGCAGCGCCACCACAAUUACUGCAUCCUACCGGACGCCAUGAACCUGGCUCUGGCUCGCACUAUGAACUACAAUGCCAGCGACUACCAAUAUAAACAAGAUUAUGAGACCUCGAUGAAAGGAAUCGGCUGGGUUCCAAUCGGCUCGCUGGAGGUGGAGAAGGCAAAGGCGGCAGCAGCAGCCCUGGAUGAGAAGAAGUACAGACAACACCCCGACACCAUCAAGUUCACCAGCGUCACCGACUCCAUGAACAUGGAGCUCGCCAAGGCCAACUCCAAGAGUCUUAAUAUGAAAAACUACAAAGCCAGCGGCGAGGAGUUCAAGCACACCUAUAGUCUUCCUGUUGAUGCUCCUGAACUGGUGCUAGCCAAAUACAACGCCGCAAACAUCAGCCAGAACUACUACACUUACGCCCACCGCAGAGAUAUGCUCAAAGGGCAUCACAUGAAGGAAGACGCUAUUCCCAUUGUUGCCGCUAAAACCUCCAGAGACAUUGCCAGCAAUUACAAGUACAAGUUGGCCCACGAGAAGGCCAGGGGUCAACACGUGGGCUUCCGCAGCCUGCAGGACGACCCUCUGCUGGUUCACUACAUGGAGGUGGCCAAGCAGCAGAGUGACAAGAACUACAAGAAGGACUACCACAAGGCCAAACUCAAGUACCACACCCCGGUGGACAUGCUGAGUGUGGCCCAGGCCAAACACUCCUCAGGUGUCCAGACCAUGAUUGGCUACAGGACGUACCUUCACGACUACACGCUCCUUCCUGACAACAUGCAGGUGCAGCUCUGCAGGGACAUGAUGGAGAAACAGAGUGACAACGCAUACAAGUCCGACUACACCAACUACUACAAAGGAUCAGGCUGGGUUCCCAUUGGUUCUCUGGACGUUGAGAAAGCCAAAGCUGCCCACCUGGCCCUGGAUGAGAGGGGCUACCGUCAGCAUCCCAGCUCUCUCAAGUUCACCAGCACCACCGACAGCAUGAACAUGACUCUGGCCAUGGCCAACUCCAAGCAGCUGGACAGUGCCGCCUACAAGGCUUCUGGUGAGAAGUUCAAGCACACCUAUCACCUGCCGGCUGACAGUCCCCAGUUCAUCCAGGCCAAGUUUAAUGCUCAGACCCUCAGUGAGAGUCAAUACAGGCAGAAGUGGAUGGACGAUAUCGCCAAAGGAUACGACCUGAGGCUGGACGCCAUUCCCAUCCAGCAUGCCAAGCAAGGCAGACAUAUUGCCAGCAAUGUGCAAUACAAGAAAGACUUUGAGAAGGCCAGGGGUCACCACGUGGGCUUCCGCAGCCUGCAGGACGACCCUCUGCUGGUUCACUACAUGGAGGUGGCCAGGUUUCAGAGUGACAAGAACUACAAGAAGGACUACCACAAGGCCAAGCUGAAGUACCACACCCCGGUGGACAUGCUGAGCGUGGUCCACGCCAAGCAGGCCUCAGCCGCUCAGACGAUGACCGGCUACAGGAAGAUGCACCACAGCAACGCUCUCCUCCCUGACGCCAUGAACUUUGUGUUGGCUCGCACCAUGAACGCCCAGUCCAGCGAUUGUGACUACAAGUCGGAAUGGAACAACUACAUAAAAGGUAUCGGCUGGGUCCCCAUCGGCUCCCUUGCGGUAGAAACGGCGAAGGUCGGUGGUGAGAUUCUCGACGAGAACAAGUACCGCACUCACCCGUCCACCUUCAAGCACAAAAAGCUGAUGGACUCCAUGGACAUCGCUCUGGCCACGGCCAACAACCAGAUCAUGAACAAGCAAGCUUACACGGCCGCUUGGGAAAAGGACAAACUGAAAGUCCACGUCAUGCCAGAUGCUCCUGAGAUUGUCCUGGCCAAGGCCAACGCUCUCAACAUGAGCAACAAACUUUACAAAGCCGGCCUUGUAGAGCUGGCCAACAAGGGCUACAACCUAAAAGCAGACGCCAUUCCAAUCGUAGCUGCCAAGUCAGGCACAAGUAUUGCUAGCAACUACAAGUACAAACUGGCACACGAGAAGGCCAGGGGUCACCACGUGGGCUUCCGCAGCCUGCAGGACGACCCUCUGCUGGUUCACUACAUGGAGGUGGCCAGGUUUCAGAGUGACAAGAACUACAAGAAGGACUACCACAAGGCCAAGCUGAAGUACCACACCCCGGUGGACAUGCUGAGCGUGGUCCACGCCAAGCAGGCCUCAGCCGCUCAGACGAUGACCGGCUACAGGAAGAUGCACCACAGCAACGCUCUCCUCCCUGACGCCAUGAACUUUGUGUUGGCUCGCACCAUGAACGCCCAGUCCAGCGAUUGUGACUACAAGUCGGAAUGGAACAACUACAUAAAAGGUAUCGGCUGGGUCCCCAUCGGCUCCCUUGCGGUAGAAACGGCGAAGGUCGGUGGUGAGAUUCUCAACGAGAACAAGUACCGCACUCACCCGUCCACCUUCAAGCACAAAAAGCUGAUGGACUCCAUGGACAUCGCUCUGGCCACGGCCAACAACCAGAUCAUGAACAAGCAAGCUUACACGGCAGCUUGGGAAACAGAUAAACUGAAAGUCCACGUCAUGCCAGAUGCUCCCGAGAUCGUCCUGGCCAAGGCCAACGCUCUCAACAUGAGCAACAAACUGUACAAAUCUGGCCUGGCGGAGAUGGCCAACAAGGGCUACGACCUCCGAGCUGAUGCCAUCCCCAUUCUGGCUGCAAAGUCCGGCACCAACAUCGCCAGCGACUACAAGUACAAGUUGGCCUACGAGAAGGCCAGGGGCCAACAUGUGGGCUUGCGCAGCGUGCAGGACGACCCUCUGCUGGUUCACUACAUGGAGCUGGCCAAGCAGAAGAGCGACCAGAACUACAAGAAGGACUACCACACGGCCAAGCUGAAGUUCCACUCGCCGGUGGACAUGGUGAGCGUGGUCCACGCUAAACACGCCUCAGCUAUUCAGACCAUGACCGGCUACAAGAAGCUUAGUCCUCACUACACCGUCCUGCCUGACGCCAUGAACCUGGAACUGGCCCGCAACAUGCAGUUCAUUGCGAGUGAUAACCAAUACAAGAGUGAGUACCAGAGCUUCAUCAGAGGAAUAGGAUGGGUCCCUAUUGGUUCACUGGAUGUUGAGAAGGCAAAAACAGCUGGCAAAAUCUUAAGUGAGACACAAUACCGGCAACAUCCCAGUAAAUAUAAGUUCACUAAAGACAUGCAAUCCAUGGACCUGGCCCUGGCCACUGCUAACAACCAGAUAAUGGAUAAGCAAUCUUACACCAAAGUCUGGGACGUCGACAAGAGAACCAUUCACAUCAUGCCGGACGCCAUGGACAUUAUUCUGGCCCGGGACAACAGGAAAAACUACAGCGAGAAACUGUACCGACUGGACCACGAGCUGGCCAAGAAGGAGGGUCACAAUCUCCAGGCUGACGCCAUCCCUGUCCAGGCUGCCAAGGCCUCGAACAUCAUUGCUAGCGACUACAAGUACAAGGCUGGAUACCGCAGGCAGGUGGGCCACCACAUCGGGGCCCGCAGCGUCCAGGACGACCCUCUCCUCAUGCUGGCCCUGAACUCCGCCAAGAUCGCCAGCGACGCCCUCUACAAGAAGGACUUCAACCAGUCCAAGACCAAGUUCAACCUGCCAGUGGACAUGCUGGCCUUUGAACUGGCCAAGAAGAACCAGAUGCAGGUCAACCACACCAACUACAUCACCCGCCUGCACAACUGGACCUGCCUGCCCGACUCCAACGAUGUGGUCCAGGCCAGACACGCCUACAACCUGCAGAGCGACGCGGUCUACAAAGAGGAGCUGAAGACCCUGCAGGGGAUCGGCUGGGUGCCCAUUGGCUCGCUGGACGUGGAGAAGGUGAAGAAAGCUGGCGAGAUCUUGAACGAGAGAAAGUACCGUCAGCACCCCAGCAACUACAAGUUUAAGGUCACUACAGAGGACAUGCCCAUGGUUCUGGCAAAGGCCAACGCUCAAGUCAUGAACAAGCAAGCCUACACUGAAGCCUGGGAGGCAGACAAGACUCUCAUCCACGUCAUGCCGGACGCUAUGGACGUUGUGCUGGCCAAAGCAAACAGAGCCAACUACAGCCUGAAAGCUUACAAGCAAGCAAAUGAAGAUGCAAAGAAGAAAGGUUACGACAUGCGCAAUGAUGCCAUACCCAUCAUCGCAGCGAGACUCUCCAGGGACAUUGCCAGCGAUUACAAGUACAAGACAGGAUACCGCAGGCAGGUGGGCCACCACAUCGGGGCCCGCAGCGUCCAGGACGACCCUCUCCUCAUGCUGGCCCUGAACUCCGCCAAGAUCGCCAGCGACGCCCUCUACAAGAAGGACUUCAACCAAUCCAAGACCAAGUUCAACCUGCCAGUGGACAUGCUGGCCUUUGAACUGGCCAAGAAGAACCAGAUGCAGGUCAACCACACCAACUACAUCACCCGCCUGCACAACUGGACCUGCCUGCCCGACUCCAACGAUGUGGUCCAGGCCAGACACGCCUACAACCUGCAGAGCGAUGUUGUCUACAAAGAGGAGCUGAAGACGCUGCAGGGUAUUGGCUGGGUGCCUAUUGGCUCGCUGGAUGUGGAGAAGGUGAAGAAAGCAGGUGAGAUCCUGAAUGAGACUAAGUAUCGUCAGCACCCCAGCAACUACAAGUUUAAGGUCACAAUCGAGGACAUGCCCAUGGUUCUGGCUAAGGCCAACGCUCAAGUCAUGAAUAAGAAAGCCUACAUCGAAGCCUGGGAAAAUGACAAGACCAAUAUUCACGUCAUGCCGGACGCCAUGGACGUGCUUCUUGCCAAAGCAAACAAUGUCAACUAUAGCUUGAAAGCUUACAAGCAGGCACAUGAAGAUGCAAAGAAGAAGGGUUAUGACAUGCGCAAUGAUGCCAUACCCAUCAUUGCGGCAAAGGCUUCCAGGGACAUUGCCAGCGAUUACAAGUACAAGGCUGGAUACCGCAGGCAGGUGGGCCACCACAUCGGGGCCCGCAGCGUCCAGGACGACCCUCUCCUCAUGCUGGCUCUGAACUCCGCCAAGAUCGCCAGUGAGGUCCUCUACAAGAAGGACUUCAACCAGUCCAAGACCAAGUUCAACUUGCCUGUGGACAUGUUGGCCUUUGAACUGGCCAAGAAGAACCAAAUGCAGGUCAACCACACCAACUACAUCACCCGCCUGCACAACUGGACCUGCCUGCCCGACUCCAACGAUGUGGUCCAGGCCAGACACGCCUACAACCUGCAGAGCGACGCGGUCUACAAAGAGGAGCUGAAGACUCUGCAGGGUGUUGGCUGGGUGCCUAUUGGCUCGCUGGAUGUGGAGAAGGUGAAGAAAGCUGGCGAAAUCUUAAAUGAGAGAAAGUACCGUCAGCACCCGAGCAACUACAAGUUUAAGGUCACUACAGAACACAUGCCCAUGGUUCUGGCAAAGGCCAACGCUCAAAUCAUGAAUCAGAAAGCCUACAUCGAAGCCUGGGAAAAUGAGAAGACCAAUAUCCAUGUCAUGCCGGACGCCAUGGACGUGCUUCUUGCAAAAGCAAACAAUGUUAACUAUAGCUUGAAACAUUACAAGCAGGCGAACGAAGACGCCAAGAAGAGGGGUUACGACUUGCCCAAAGAUGCCAUUUCCAUCAUCGCGGCAAAGGCUUCCAGGGACAUUGCCAGCGACUACAAGUACAAGACAGGAUACCGCAAUCAAGUGGGCCACCACAUCGGGGCCCGCAGCGUCCAGGACGACCCUCUCCUCAUGCUGGCUCUGAACUCCGCCAAGAUCGCCAGUGAGGUCCUCUACAAGAAGGACUUCAACCAGUCCAAGACCAAGUUCAACCUUCCAGUGGACAUGCUGGCCUUUGAACUGGCCAAGAAGAACCAGAUCCAGGUCAACCACGCCAACUACAUCACCCGCCUGCACAACUGGACCUGCCUGCCCGACUCCAACGAUGUGGUCCAGGCCAGACACGCCUACAACCUGCAGAGCGACUCUGUCUACAAGGCCGACUUGAAGUGGCUCCAGGGUAUCGGCUGGGUCCCUGCUGGCUCACUGGAGGUAGAGAAGGCCAAGAAGGCUGCAGAUAUCCUGAGUGAACGGAAGUACCGUCAGCCUCCCAGCGCUUUUCCCUUCACCAGCACCAGCGAUGCAAUGAACUUGACGCUGGCGAAGAAUAACGCUUUAACCAUGAACAAGCGUCUCUACGUUGAAGCGUGGGAGAACGAUAAGACCAACCUGCACAUCAACCCUGAUACUCCCGAGAUCAUCCUUUCUCAGCAGAACGCUAUAAACAUGAGCAGGAAACUCUACAGACAAGGUUUUGAGGCCACCAUCAAGAAAGGCUACUUCCUACCAGCAGACGCAAUCGCUGUGAAGAGUGCCAAGGCCUCGAGGGAUAUUGUCAGUGAUUACAAGUACAAGACGGGCUACCGGCAACAAGUGGGCCACCACAUCGGCGCUCGUAGCAUCCGCGAUGACCCUCUGAUCAUGCUGGCUCUGAACUCCGGCAACAUCGCCAGCGAUGUCCUCUACAAGAAGGACUUCAACAAGUCUAAGACCAAGUUCAACCUACCGGUGGACAUGCUCAGCCUUGAACUGGCCAAGAAAUGCCAGAUCCAGGUCAACCACGCCAACUACAUCACCCGCCUGCAUCAGUGGACUUGUUUGCCCGACUCCAACGACGUGGUCCAGGCCAGGAAAGCCUACGAUCUUCAGAGUGACGCGGUGUACAAAGCGGACCUGGAAGAGAUUGUGGGUGUCGGGUGGGUGCCUAUCGGCUCGCUGGAUGUGCUGAAAGCCAAGCAUGCUGGGAAGAUUCUGAGUGACCGUCUUUACAAGCUGAAGCCAGACACUCAGAAAUACACAACAGACAUGACUUCCAUGCCCAUGCUCCUCGCCAAAGUAAAUGCUGACAACAUGAACAAGAAAAACUACAUUGCUUCUUGGGAGGCUGAAAAAGUGAGGAAUCACGUAAAUGAUCAACUGCCCGAGCUGCUCCUCUCCAAAGCAAACGCUUACAACAUCAGCAAGAAACUGUACAAGCAAGCCGUGGAGGACAUGUUCAGACAGGGCUACAACAUGAAAGCUGAUGCAGUCUCUAUAGUAGCUGCCAAACACGGAAGAGAUAUAAUUAGUGACUACAAGUACAAGACCGGAUACCGCAGACAAGUCGGCCACCACAUCGGUGCACUUAGCAUUAAAGACGACCCUCUGAUCAUGCUGGCCCUGAACUCUGGUCAGAUCGCCAGCGACGUCCUGUACAAGAAGGACUUUAACAAGUCCAAGACCAGGUUCAACCUGCCUGUGGACAUGCUGAACCUCGAGCUGGCCAAGAAAUGCCAGAUCCAAGUCAACGACUUCAACUACAGAACUCAUCUGCACAAUUGGACCUGUCUGCCGGACUCAAAUGACGUGGUCCAGGCCAGGAAGGCGUACAACCUUCAGAGUGACGCUGUGUACAAAGCGGACAUGGAAUGGAUCAAGGGAGCAGGGUGGGUCCCCAUCGGCUCAGUGGAUGUCGAGAAAGCUAGAAAAGCGUCCGAGAUCUUGAGCGAGAGGAGGUAUCGUCAGCCUCCCAGCAACUUCAAAUUCACAGCCAAUAUUGCCGACAUGCCGUUUGCUCUCGCUCUGGCCAACGCCAAAACCAUGGAUAAGAAAGCGUACGUGUCGGCGUGGGAGAGCGACAAGACCAACCUUCACAUCAUGCCUGAUACACCCGCGAUCAUCCUGGCCAAGCAGAAUAAACUCAACACCAGUCUGAAAUAUUACCGUGAAGGCUACAUGGACACCAUUAGAAAUGGUUACAUCCUCCCUAAAGACGCGAUUUCGGUUAAAUCAGCCAAAGCCUCUCGGGACAUCAUCAGCGAUUACAAAUACAAGACGGGCUACCGCAAUCAGCGUGGUCAUCACAUCGGCGCCCGCAACGUGAGGGACGACCCACUGAUUAUGCUGGCCGCUCACGCCGCCAGAAUCUCCAGCGACAACAUCUACAAGAAGGACUUCAACAUGACCAAGACCAAAUAUAAUCUGCCUGUUGACAUGCUGGCCCUGGAAUUGGCAAAGAAAUGCCAGCAGCAAGUGAACGACUUCACCUACAGGACUCACCUGCACCAGUGGACCUGCCUGCCUGACUCCAGCGACGUCGUCCAGGCCCGCAAGGUCUACGACCUCCAGAGUGACGCUGUGUACAAGGCCGACAUGGAGUGGUUCAAGGGAUGCGGCUGGUCGCCAGAAGGUUCCGUGGCUGUUGUCAAAGCCAAAAGGGCACAAGACAUUCUCAACGAAAGACUGUACCGUCAGCCCCCGAGCAUGGUCAAGUUCACCAGUGUGGUUGACCUGCCGGCCAUUGUCCUGUCCAAGCAAAAUGCAAAGAACCUCAGCGCUAGGAAUUACACCGAACUUUGGGAGAAUGAAAAGACAUCCUUUAUGCUCCCGGCUGACACUCCUGGCCUUCAGUUGUCCAAGGCAAACUCUAUCAACAUCAGCAAUAAACUGUACACUAAGGCUUGGGAUGAUCAGAAAGCCAAAGGCUACCUUAUCAAGGAGGAUGCCAUCGCUGUUCUCAAGGCCAAAGCUUCCAGAGAUAUAAUUAGCGACUACAAGUAUAAGGAAGGAUACCGCAGGCAGGUGGGCCACCACAUUGGCGCCCGCAGUGUGCAAGACGACCCCUUGAUCAUGCUGGCUAUGAACUCGGCCAAGAUCGCCAGCGAAGUCCUCUACAAGAAGGACUUCAACAAGUCCAAGACCAAGUUCAACCUUCCAGUGGAUAUGCUGAACCUUGAAUUGGCCAAGAAAUGCCAGAUUCAAGUCAACGACUUUAACUACAGAACACAUUUGCACAACUGGACCUGCCUGCCGGACUCCAACGAUGUUGUCCAGGCCAGAAAGGCGUAUGACCUGCAGAGCGAUGCCGUGUACAAAGCCGAUAUGGAGUGGCUACGUGGAUGUGGUUGGAUACCACAUGAGUCGGUGGAGGUUUUAAGGGUGAAGAAUGCACAGAAUAUCCUGGCUGAUAGAGGCUACAGGGUCAAGCUGGACGACCAGACCUUUGGUGUUCCAACUGACAGAGUGGACUUGAUGUGUGCCAAGAAUGCUGCUGAUGUACUCAACGAGACCAAAUAUCGUGAGGCUUGGCAUAAGGAUAAGACCAACUACACGCUGGUGGACACUCCGACGAUGGCCACAGCCAGAGAGGCCACUAAGAAUGUUCACCCGAAACUUUACUCCAAUGACUGGGAAAAGGUGAAGGCCACUGGCUACUUUAUGCCUGAAGAUGCAGUGUCAAUAAAGCAGUGCAUCAAAUCGUCUAAAAUUCAAAGCCCUUAUAAAUACCUGGAGGGAUACCGUAAGCAGGUCGGCCACCACAUUGGUGCUCUCAGCGUCCAGGACGACCCUCUCCUCAUGUUGGCUCUCAACUCAGCCAAGAUCGCCAGUGAUGCCCUCUACAAGAAGGACUUCAACAAGUCCAAGACCAAAUUUAACCUCCCAGUGGACAUGCUGCAGUUUGAGCUGGCCAAGAAAUGCCAGAUACAAGUCAACGAUGAUAAAUACAGGACCCGCCUUCACGAGUGGACUUGUCUGCCAGACCAGAAUGAUGUCAUCCAGGCCAAGAAAGCCUACGAUCUUCAGAGCGAUUAUGUGUACAAAGCGGAUAUGGAAUGGUUUCGGGGCUGCGGAUGGGUGGCAGCCGAAUCUGUUGACCACGUCAGAGUCAGGAACGCUCAAGAAAUUGUCAAUGAAAGGAUCUACAAGAAGAACGCCAUUGAAGGCUUUGGAGAUUUUACCCUGGUGGCCGAUUACCCAGAGCUUGUCUUGGCAAAGAUGAAUGCCACCAACGUCAGUGAUCUUAAGUACAAAGAAACCUUCAAUGCUGAGAAAGGUCAGUACAUUGGUUCCGUAGACACUCCUCAACUGGCCCAUAGCAGGGAGAUGACCAAGAAUUGCAGUGAGAAACUCUACAAGCUCAAUUGGGACAAGUCUAAGGCUUUAAGCUACCAGCUGGACGAGGAAUACAUCCCACUUGUCCGCGGGAAGCAUGGCAGGGAGAUUGCGAGCGACGUAAAGUACAAGGAUGCCCACGAGAAGGUAAAAGGUCAUUACAUGGCUGAAACCUUGGAGGACUUCCCAGAGGUGAUCCGAUGUGGCGAUCAGGAGAAGAACAAGGGCCUGAGGCUUUACACCAAGGACUACCACGCGACUAAAAUGAAGACCCACAUCCCAACAGACGUCAUUGCCAACAGGGUGGCCAAGCGUUGCCAAGACAUGCUAAGCGACAUCAUCUACCGCACCUACCUGCACGAGUGGACCUGCCAUCCCGAUCAGGAAGACGCCAUUCGCGCUCGCAAGACCAACGAGAUUCUCAGCGAUGUGUUCUACAAGGAAGACCUGACCUGGAUGAAGGGUAUCGGUUGCUACGUUUGGGACACACCAGAGAUUAUUCGUGCCCAGGAGGCCUACCAGAUCCAAAGUGAGCUGAAGUACAGAGAAGAGGCCAAAAAAGAGUUCAACAACUACUCCAUCGUGACGGACACGCCGGUCUAUGUGACAGCGGUUCUGGGCCACACGUGGGCCAGUGAUCUGAACUACCGGGAGGCGUAUCAUAAGGAAAAGCACCUGUACACCACUGUGCUGGACACCUACGACUACGCCAGAUGCCACAACUUCAAAGAAUUCUUCAGUAACAAAAAAUACACCGGUCUCUGGGACAAAAUCAAAGCCAAAAGCUACCAGAUCCCCCAUGACUCACGUGACAUGCAACACGCUAAAACCCAGAAGAUCAUUGGCAGCAGCAUAAAGUACAAGGAGGAUUAUGAAAAGUUCAAAUCGAUCUACAGUCUGCCCAAGUCACUGGAGGACGAUCCUGCCACCGCUCGCUGCAUAAAUGUCGGAAAACUGGUCCUGGACCGCCUGUACAAAGAGAGCUAUGAGAAGUCCAAGGCCAGGAACCACAUCCCUCCAGACAUGCUGGAGGUCCUGUCAGCUCGCAGCACCCAGGACAAAGUUAGCUACAUCAACUACCGCAAGUAUCUGCACGAGUGGAUCUGUCUUCCUGACAUGCAGAUGAACGUCCAAGCGCGCAGAGUCAAUGAGCAGCUCAGUGACAUCUUCUACAAAGACGAUCUGAACUGGCUUAAGGGUAUUGGCUGCUAUGCCUGGGACACCCCAGAGAUCCUGCGUGUCAAGAAGGCUGGCGAUCUUCAAAGCGAAAACAAGUACAGAGCCAAGGGUAUCGAGGCUUUCAAGGAGUACUCAAUGGUGACAGACACUCCGGUCUAUCAGACUGCCAAGCAGAACGCAGUAAACCAGAGCGAUCUGCACUACCAUUCUGAUUACGUCACCCACGUGAAAGGAACCAACACCGCUCCCGCGGUCACUGUGGAACUGGAGAGAGCUCGCUUGGCCAACCACAUUCAAAGCGAUAACUGGUACAAGGUGGCUAAUAAAAACUACAUGCCCACUGGGUACACCCUGCCCCAUGACACACCUCUCAACAAGCUGGUGAAGAACAACACCUUUGUUAGCAGCCUUGUGAAGUACAAGGAGGCCUAUGAGAUGAGCAAGGCGAAGGGUUACACCAUCAACCCAGAGGGCGUCAACUUUGUCAACUACAGGAAGGUGAACAAGAUCUCAAACGAGCGCCUGUACCGGGAAGACUAUCACAAGCAUAAGGACAAGAUCCACACCACUUACGACACCCCCGAAAUCAAACAAGUCAAGUUGAACCAGGAUCAUAUCAGCGAUUUGUGGUACAAAGAGAAAUACUUCAACAGCAGAGGGCAGCUGAUCUCCAUGCCCAUGACGCCAGAGCUGAUGCACUUCUACCACGUCAACCACAUCAACAGCGAGCUGAAGUACAAGGAAGAUCUGACGUGGCUCAGAGGCAUCGGCUGUUUCAUGUACGACACCCCGGAGAUGGUCCGCAUCCGCAAAAUCACUAAGUUCAAAGCCGACUACCCAGUGGAAGCCAAGAUGAACCUCCCUAACUUCUCCUCGGUCCUGGACACUCCAGAGUACAAACGUGUGAGCGAGCUCAGGAGCCACUUGAGUCAUCUGAUCUACAAAGCUAAGAGCAAAGAGGACAGGGCAAAGGUGUCCACCACCGCCGACGCAGUGGACAUCAGGAGAGCCAAAUGGGCCCAGCAGCUGACAAACCAUUACAAGUACACGGACCUGGCAGCUAAAGAACGUCCCCACUACAAACUGGAACUUGAAACACCAAACAUGGGCCUCGCGAGGAAGACCAAAGUGAUGUACAGUGACAUCAAGUACAAAGAGCAAUAUGACAGGAUGAAGCACAAGUACACCACAAUUGCCGACACACCCUUCCUGAUCUGCUCCAAGAAGUCCUACAUCCAGUCCAGUGAUCUGCGAUACAAAGAGACCUUCGAGCUGGCUAAAGGACACUACCACUUUGUGAAAGACGCCCUGGACAUCACCUACCAUCGCAGAGUCACCGACGACAUCAGCAAUGUCAAGUACAGGGAAAAGUACAUUAGCUCUCGGGGAACAUGGAAGUCCAUCCCGGACCGCCCGGAGUUCUUCUUCAACAGAACUGUCAAUGACAACGUCAGCACGGUGAAGUACAAGGAGGACCUGGACUGGCUGAGAGGGAUCGGCUGCUACGUGUGGGACACGCCCGAGCUGCUGCGGGCCGAGAAGAACAAGGCGCUGUACAGUGGGAUUGUUUACAAGAGCUCUUUGGAGAAAAACCUCGGGAACUUCAAGUACACGUCCAAUUCCCCGUUCUUCCACACCGUCAAGCACGCCUCCAGCCUCAUCGAUCAGAAAAGGUACACAUCGAGAGCCAAGGAUCUGCUCAGGAGCGGCUGCAAUGAGCUACACCGGCCCGACAUCCUCACAGCCCUCUACGGGACCGUGUUGGGUAGUAAGUGGCAUUACAGGGAGCAGUACGAGCGCGCCAAGGACAAGUUCACCUCCAUCCUGGACACCCCCGUCUACGAAACCCACAAACGCAGCCUGAAGAUCGGCGAUAUCGUCUACAAGAUGGACUACAACAAGAACAAGGCCAGGGGCUACACGCUGCCGUACGACACCCCGCACCAGCAGCUGAUGAAGAAGGUCAAGGACUUCCCCAGCAGCCUCAAGUACCGGGAGGUGUACGAGAGGAACAAGGCCCAGAUCAACAUCGACCCGGAGGCUCACUCCAUCCGCGCCGCCAAGGAGGCCUACAACAACACCACCAACCUCCAGUACAAGAAGAAGUACGAGGCCAUGAAGGACAAGUGGAGCUGGACGGUGGACAGGCCCGACUUCCUCACCGCCGCCAGAAGCACCGCCCAGCAGAGCGAGGUGGAGUACAAGUACGACAGGGAGAUCAUGAAGGGGUGUGUGACGCCCAUUGUGGACGACAAGCUCACCGUCCUGGCCCUGAAGAACAACGUGCUGGCCAGCCAGCUGAAGUACAAGGAGAAGUACGAGAAGGCCAAAGGCCACUACCUGCACGUUGCCGACACGCCUCAAAACCUCCACUCCAAGUCCGUGCGCCACCUUUCAUCCGAGACCAAGUACAAGGCGGCCAGCAAGAAACAGAGGCAGUCCGGCUCCUUUACCGUCAUGCCGGAGACCCGGGACACGGUCCACAGUAAGGAAGUCAACAAGCUCGUCAGCAAGAAUGUGUACAAAGCCAAGUUUGAGAAGGAGAAGGGCAAGGCGGUGUACAACCACAUGAGGGUGCCACCUGAUGUCGGCCAUGCCAUGGACGUCAACAUAAAACAGAGCGACCUGGCCUACAAGAAGAACGCCAAGGCCAACCUUCACUACACAACCGUGGUGGACCGACCCGACAUCAAGAAGGCCACUCAGACGGCUAAACUCGUCAGCGAGAUUGGCUACCGUAACAAAGCCCGAGAAGAGGCCAGUCGUGGAGGUUCUCUGGUCUACCGGCCGGACAUCAAGUUGGCCACGGACGUGUGCAAGCUGAACAGCCAGAAGGAGGCCCCGCCCUCCCCCCAUGGACUGGCCUCCUAUGACACGCCCCAGAUGCGCCACAUUAAGAAAAUAAGUGCGAUGACGAGUGACCUGAAGUACAAGGAGAAGUUUGACAAGGAAAUGAAGGGCAAGCGUCCGCAGUACGACCUGAAGGAGAGCAAGAUCUACCAGACGUAUAAGGACGCCAACACGCUCGCCAGUGAGGUGAAGUACAAAGGUGACCUGAAGAAGAUGCACAAGCCCGUGACCGACAUGGCCGAGUCUCUGUCCAUGCAGCACGGCCUGAGCACCAGCAGGCUGUCCAGCGACCUCUGCUACAAGAGGAAGUAUGAGGAGAGUAGGGGUCACUACCACAUGAUCCCUGACACACCAGAGCAGCUUCAUCACAAGGAGGCUUCUGAGCUGCAGAGCCACAUCAAGUACAAGGAGAAGUACGAGAAGGAGAGGGGCAAGGCCAUGUUGGACUUUGAGACGCCCACAUACGUCACGGCCAAGGAGGCGCAGCACAUGCAGAGCGAGAAAGAAUAUAAGAAGGACUUUGAGGAGUCCAUGAAGGGCAAGAACCUCUCCGGCUUGGAGGUCACGCCCGCCAUGCUCCAUGUCAGACACGCCACCAAAAUAGCCAGUGAGAAAGAGUACAGGAGGGAUCUAGAAGAGGGCGUGAAGGGUAAAGGGCUAACUGUGCUGGAGGAAACUCCUGAGCUUUUGAGAGCAAGGAAUGCCACUCAAAUCCUGUGUGAGAAAGACUACAAGAAGGGACUGGAGCAGGACAUCAAGGGCAAGGGAAUGUUGGCUCUGGCGAAUGACACCCCGGACUUCAUGAGGGCAAAGAACGCCACCGACAUCCUCAGCCAGGUGAAGUACAAGCAGACCGCAGAGAUGGACCGAGGCAGCUACACCAGCGUCAUCGAUACUCCGGACAUCAUCCACGCGCAGCAGAUGAAGAAUAUCAUCAGCCAGAAAAAGUACAAAGAAGAAGCCGAGAAGACCAUGUCUCACUACGUGCCAGUUCUGGACACUCCUGAGAUGCUGAGAGUCCGUGAGAACCAGAAGAACUUCAGCACUCUUCAGUACCAGACUGACCUUAAGUUCAUAAAGGGCAAAGGGUCUGCUGUAAUCAACACCCCUGAAAUGCUUCGUGUUAAAGAGAAUACAAAGAAUUUCAGCCUGAUUCAAUACAAAGACGAUUUGGGAGGAGGAACCGCGUUGCCUGAAACCCCUGAGAUGGAGAGGGUUAAACAAAACCAGCGCAACAUAAGCACGAUACAGUACAAGGAUUCUCUGAGUCAAGGCACAGCCAUACCUGAUCUCCCUGAGGUGAAGCGGGUCCGAGAAACCCAGAAGAAUAUCAGCUCGCUGCAAUACAAAGAAGACUUGGGACAAGGCACGUCAGUGUCAGAGACACCAGAGAUGGAGCGAGUUAGACGCAAUCAGCGCAACAUAAGCACGAUACAGUACAAGGAUUCUCUGAGUCAAGGCACAGCCAUACCUGAUCUCCCUGAGGUGAAGCGGGUCCGAGAAACCCAGAAGAAUAUCAGCUCGCUGCAAUACAAAGAAGACUUGGGACAAGGCACGUCAGUGUCAGAGACACCAGAGAUGGAGCGAGUUAGACGCAAUCAGCGCAACAUAAGCACGAUACAGUACAAGGAUUCUCUGAGUCAAGGCACAGCCAUACCUGAUCUCCCUGAGGUGAAGCGGGUCCGAGAAACCCAGAAGAAUAUCAGCUCGCUGCAAUACAAAGAAGACUUGGGACAAGGCACGUCAGUGUCAGAGACACCAGAGAUGGAGCGAGUUAGACGCAAUCAGCAAAAUAUUAGCACGAUCAAAUACAGGGACUCUUUGGACCGGGGAACAGCUAUACCAGACCUGCCAGAGGUGAAGCGGGUCAAGCAAACCCAGAGGCACAUCAGCUCGGUCUUGUAUAAGGACAGUUCUGCCAAGGGAACCCCCAUGGUGUACACUCCAGAGAUGGAGCGAGUCAAAAGGAACCAAGAGAACAUUAGCUCGGUGUUGUAUUCCGACAGCUUCCGCAAGCAAGUCCAGGGCAAGGCCGCCUUCAUUCUGGACACCCCCGAGAUGAGGCGUGUCAGGGAAACCCAGCGCAACAUAUCUGGGGUGCGAUACCACGAGGACUUUGAGAGGAGCAAGGGCAGCUUCACCCCCGUCACCACGGACCUGGUGAUGGAGCGCGUGAAGAAGAACACCCAGGACUUCAGCGACAUCAACUACCGCGGCAUCCAGAGGCGCGUGGUGGAGAUGGAGAAGAGACGCGCCGUGGAACAGGACCAGGAAACCAUCACUGGUCUGAAGGUGUGGCGCACCAACCCCGGCUCUGUGUUUGACUACGAUCCCGCCGAGGACAACAUCCAGUCUCGCAGUCUGCACCUGAUGUCAGUGCACGCACAACGCCGCAGCAAGGACCACUCCCGCUCCACCAGCGCCCUGAGCGGCAUGGCGGACGAGAAAUCUGAGCUGUCCCAAGACUACUACGUGUCCACCCAGGGCCACCGCUUGUCCACCCAGGACCACGGAGUGUCCACCCAGGGCUACCGCGUGGCUGCCCAAGACCACAGCGUGUCCACCCAGGACCACGGAGUGUCCCCCCAGGGCUACCGCUUGUCCACCCAGGACCAGAGCGUGUCCACCCAGGACCACGGAGUGUCCCCCCAAGGCUACCGCUUGUCCACCCAGGACCACGGAGUGUCCACCCAGGGCUACCGCAUUUCCACCCAGGACCUUGGAGUGUCCACCCAAGGCUACCGCAUUUCCACCCAGGGCCAGCGUGUGUCCACCCAGGACCACCACGUGUCCACCCAGGACCACCACGUGUCCACCCAUGACCACCAUGUGUCCAGCAACGGACUCAUAACUUGCUCCAUGGGUUACUUACACCCGAAGACUGUGGAGGUCCAGCAGAGGUCUUCUUCUGUGGCCACGCAGCAGACCACCGUCUCCUCCAUCCCCUCUCAUCCCUCCACCACCGGGAAAACGGUGCGUGCCAUGUACGACUACCUGGCGGCGGACAGCGACGAGGUGUCCUUCAAGGACGGCGACGUCAUCCUCAACGUGCAGUCCAUCGACGAGGGCUGGAUGUACGGCACCGUGCAGCGCACCGGCAAGACCGGCAUGCUGCCCGCCAACUACGUGGAAGUCGCUUGAACGCCGCCACGCCCGCUGGGAUCGAUGCAAUGUGUGUGUGUGUCCGUGUGCGUGUGUGUGUGUGUCUCAAGUCUGAUCCUUCUAGUCCUCCGACAUGAACGACUCCAACUUGACUCUUUCACCGACUCCUUUGGGGAGAAGACGACUAAACGUGCCACGGACUAAGUUGGAACCCUCACCGCUCUUGACGAGUCGGAGGAGAAAAAACUGGAGAGCGUCUCCCACCAUGUAGUCCGCUAGCUUGUUUGGGUUUUUGAUGGCGAGGGGGACGUCCUUCAGCCCGUAGCGAAUAAAGCCAAGCUCCUGCAGUA